AUGGCCGUACAAUACGAGGAGUCCGGUGCCGCAAAUAUAGCCGAUCCUGCCCCGGCAAUUGAUAUGCAAGAAUACAAGGCCACGGUCCCACUAUGGAAGCGUGUGUGGCAGCACAGCUUGACCCAAAUGAUGCUCUUAAGUGUCCAGGCAUUCUGCGGUCCUGCUAUGGCUGAUGCAAUCACUGGCCUCGGUGGAGGUGGCCUGGCAACUCCGCAGGUUUCCAAUAUAUCCAACGCCAUCAAUUAUGCGAUGUUAGCAUUGGUGUGCUUUCUUGGUGGUCCCAUUGUGAACAAAAUUGGCGUCAAGUGGGCUUUAGUGCUCGGAUCAAUGUCAUUUCCCAUCCAAGGAUCGGCCUAUUACUGCAACAGCAAAUUCGGAAACCAGUGGUACCUUAUCUUCAGUGGUGCUAUUAGUGGAAUCGGGACCGCUUGUUGGUAUGUGGCCGAGGCUGGGUCUAUCAUGACACUAGCCCCAUCCGGAGCCCGUGGGAAAUAUCUAGCUUUAUGGAUUGUGUCGCGAAAUUUGGGCCAGCUAGUUGGAGGUGCUAUGAACCUGGCGAAGAAUCAUAAGAAAGGAGCCGACGGCGGUGUCACCCCAGACACCUAUCUUGCAUUUGUGAUCAUUGAAUGUAUUGCGCUGCCAUUUGCCCUCUUGAUUGCUCCAUUUGAGCAUGUUGUCAGAUCUGAUGGCAGCAAGAUCAUUAUUUCGGAAAAGCUUUCUACCAAAAAAGAGCUUAGGCAAAUUGUGAAAACCAUCACCUCGAAACUGAUUAUCCUAUCGGCACUAUGGGCAUUGUGGUCAUUCUUCUACAGCGGUACAUGGUCUACAUACCUAGGGUCGUACUUCUCCGUUCGCGCGCGUGCACUGUCGUCGUUAAUUUCCCCAUUCUUCUGCAUUGUCGGCUGCUUUGGUCUUGGAUUCAUUCUCGACAUGAAAGGUGUCAGUCAGCGCCGACGCGCCCAGAUCGGCCUAUACACUGUCGUUGUACUCAACGUGGGUGUAUACAUUUGGUCCAUUGUGAUGCAGGUCAAGUUCAACCAUCACGAUCCAGGAAAGAUUGACUGGGAUGACGGCCUAUAUCCAUCAUCUUUCCUGCCAUACUUCUUUGUACAGACAACCGGCCCAUUAUCACAGUCGUACAUGUACUGGCUACUGUCUUCUUUCGCUACAGACGCACAAGAAAACGUCCGCAAUGGCGCUGCCUUCAGAUGCAUUGAGGCCAUCGGCCAAGCCAUUUCUUAUGCGAUGAAUACCCAAACAACGAGCGAUCCUCUUACUGGCUUCUGCGUUAGUUUCGGUCUCCUUGCUGUUGCUUUGUAUCCAAUGGCAAAGUUGGUGAACACAACACCCGAUCGUAUCCCCGCCGAUGUAGUCGCCGAGCAGCAAACUAUCAUGCCAGCGAAGAUGGAGCCUGUCUGA
Messenger RNA from Penicillium chermesinum, 1419 nucleotides. RefSeq lists its product as uncharacterized. The record is from RefSeq and is a predicted model, not a curated record. Lineage: Eukaryota; Fungi; Ascomycota; Eurotiomycetes; Eurotiales; Aspergillaceae. The coding region runs from base 1 to 1419 and encodes 472 amino acids. The transcript has 10 exons.